Messenger RNA from Lontra canadensis (Northern American river otter), 1437 nucleotides. RefSeq names its product retbindin (gene RTBDN). The coding region runs from base 552 to 1223 and encodes 223 amino acids. The record is from RefSeq and is a predicted model, not a curated record. Gene Ontology annotation, molecular function: riboflavin transmembrane transporter activity; riboflavin binding; signaling receptor activity. The transcript has 7 exons. Lineage: Eukaryota; Metazoa; Chordata; Mammalia; Carnivora; Mustelidae. Gene Ontology annotation, cellular component: external side of plasma membrane.
UUCUCUCCAUGCAAAGGAAGUCCCACUCCUCCUCUGAUUCCGGAUGGGCGGUUGGCCCCGCCUUCUCAUAGGCCCCGCCCCUAUGGCCAGGCGCUUAUUCCCGCUGGGACGUGGGGGCACUCUGCGGGUCCCUCGGGCCCUGGCUCAGGAUCAGUUUGAAUGAGCCUCGGCUAGCCGGCUGGGCGGGACGACUGCAAUGGCCCAAGCGAAAUCUAGACCUGGAUUUUCCGGCCACGGAGCCCAGGAUUCCAGAUCCGGGUACACUCAGCCUUCGAGGGUAAGCCCCUGGGGUUCCUUUAAACACCUCCCGGAGAAGUCCUGGAACCUAGCUCCAUUUGCUAGCGCCCCUAAACAUCCUAGAGUCUAAGAAAAGGGCAAACUGGAGCUGUAGAGGAUUUGGAUCCUCAACGUCAGAGUAAAGAGACGCCACCUCCAUCACGAGCUGCAGAGCCGCUCAGCCAAGCGGAUUCUGCUUCUCCCUGGGAUUGAUGGACGGCGCUGUGGACAGGGCUUUCGAACUCAGGAUGCUCUGAUUCUUGUCUCAGGUGGACAUGGCCUGCAGGGGCCACACUCGACCCAAGGGCCUGACCUGGGCCCUAGGACUGACCCUGGCUUGGAUCCUGCUGGGAGCCUGUGGAGGAAGCCGCCCACUCCCAGCUAUGUCCCGGAGACACCACAGGCUGGCAGCCGAUCUUGGCACAAGCCAGCUGCACCUUGCAGAGAUGGACACACCAGAGGCAUUGGACCCUGGGAUGGCCCCAGAACGCUGUGGGGACCCGAGCCCCGGGUGCGAAUCCUUUCUGGGACACCUCCAAGUUGCCCUCCACAGUCGCUUCCGCCUGCUGUUACUGGGGAUACGCCAGGCGCAGCCGCUCUGUUCCGAGCUCUGCGAUGUCUGGUUUGCCACAUGUGAAAGCGAUAUUACCUGCGGCCCGACUUGGCUCCCAAUCCUAGAAAAGAGGGGCUGUGAGCCUGGCUGCCCUACCUAUGAGCAGACCUUCGCUGACGGGGCGGAACUUUGCCGCUCGGUUCUGGGCUACGCGAUGCCGGUGGCAGCUCCUGGCGCCGGUCACUGCCUCAACAUUUCCACCUCGGUACUGCCGGGUUCCAGACAGGAAGGGAAGGCCCGAGAAAUCACCUUCCUGCGUGCCCGCCGCUCACGCACCUGGAUCCUGGAUGCCGCGGGCAGCGGGAGUGGCAGUGGAAGCGGCAGCGGCCCCUAGGGAGCGCUGGGCCUUGGUUGGGAGAUGGGAGUCCCUUCCCCUGACCCGGCCCCUCAAGAUACCCAAAGCUCCACCUCUCUCCCGCUCUGCCUUCUAGUUUCCAGAGCCCUGUCUCUCCUUCCUGGAGUCCCAGACACUCGCCCUUCUCCAGGUGACUAGACAAAGAAUCCAACUCUAGCUCAUCUUCCCCUCUCCUCCCUGAAUAAAGUCUCCA